Messenger RNA from Ustilaginoidea virens, 387 nucleotides. RefSeq lists its product as uncharacterized. The transcript is spliced from 2 exons. The record is from RefSeq and is a predicted model, not a curated record. NCBI's taxonomy places the organism in Eukaryota, Fungi, Ascomycota, Sordariomycetes, Hypocreales, Clavicipitaceae. Bases 1 to 387 code for a protein of 128 amino acids.
AUGGACGAAGACGACGCCGGCAUCCUCAACAUGCAGCUAUCCGACGACGACGUGGACGUCGCCAAGAAGAAAGCCGACAGAACUGGCCAGGCCGAAGACGACUUUCAGGCCACCAGACGGCGCUACCGCGUAAAAGUCGAGAAUGGAGACAUGCACAAGCAUGUACGGCUGCCUCUGGAGCCCGGCGCCAGCAAGAUGCGCACCCAACAAGUCAUACAUGCCGUCGAGGAGCUUUACUUUUACCGCCAGUACCACAAGGCCGCUGAUCUGGUCGCCAGAGCUUUCGCAAACGGCGGGCGCGAAGCUAUUGACGAUGAUUCGAGACGUUUACUCGACACCUACAGGUCAAUGUGCCUGAACAAGUCAACUCUCUCUUCGUCGCCAUAA